AUGGCAGAUGGAGUGAACACAGGAACAGUAGUGGACCGCGAGCUGAGACGCUUGGAGCUGCUGCUGAUCUUGUGGGUGGUGGCGGUGGUGGCGGUGGUGGUGGUGGCGGAGGAAGCGGACGUGGCAGCUGGGGACCACUGCGACCGACUGCUACACCGCGCGAGCUCCGGUAAAUUUGUGGAGGUGAUGCUACUAGGGGAGCCGGUGGAUGUAGUGGUGCGGCUGCAGCCUGGGAGCGGCCGGGCGUUGAGGGCGUUCGGCGCCAUGCUGGUGGCCAUCGCACGGCGCAUGCGGUACGCGCACAUACACCUGCGGCCGCGCGGCGCUCCCGAUCCUGGUGAAUUCACUUACAGCGGGGCCCGCAACGAAAUCUCGGUGUUUGCGGCCGCCGCGGUGGAGCCGGCGGCGCCGCGGCUCCACGUGCGUCUAGCAGCUCAAGCUAGCCGCUGCCUCGCCGCCACCGUGUGGACCUUCUAUGCCGAUGAAAACAAUUUACGGAACUGCACAUUCCUACGCAUGUCUGACAUAGGCGCUGCUUGGGGGAAUUACGAGCGAAUCGAGACGGGCGAGGAGAGCGAGUGCGCCGAGUGCGCGGUGGUGCUGGCGGCGCAUGGGGCGCGGUGGGCCGCGGCGGAGCUGCAGCGGCGCGCGAUCGCCCACCGGCUGCUGCUGCGCGUGGUGGUCGCCGACCUCCUGCGGCCGCGCCCGCCCGCCCGCUCCGUGCUCUUCUUCGACGAGCUGCUGCUGUGGGCCGGGGAGCCGAACGUGCACGGCAUCUACCCGCCGCCCUGCCUCGCCCACCUCGGUGCCAGCUGCGCCUUACACCUGGGCUAUUCGCAAGCACCCAUGACGAUAACAUUCGAUUCUGCUUUGAUUCGCAAGUUUGCGCCCCAGCUUUAUGAUGCUUUCAAACGUUUCAUUCCUACCGCUGCGGAUAUAAGGGACGUGCUGAAGCUUGAAUCGGUAAACGGGAAUAAUACCGAGGACGCCGCCUGCGAAUGGUUUCUUCAAAAUUCAAAGAGGCUAGAUGGCCUUUUCCAAAGCCCUCUUCCAAAGCUCACAAAAGCCAACGUUGUUUAUAAAAUACGAUUGUUUUUAUGCCGCGAAGAUCCAGAUCGUGCCGAAUACCAACAAAUAUUCCCGGAAAUUCUUAAACUCAUUGACUUGAAGGGUUUAUUGGUGGAAAUAAAAAACGAAUCAAUUAUGUGUUUAGACGGUAACGCCCUUCACGAGAAAUUUAUGGUGCUCUUGAACAAUAAUAAUGAGCAUUACACAAUCGCGUGGAUAGCUACGGGCGUUGGGACUUCGAAGAUUGAAGAUAUUGCAGAGGGGAUUUCACUUCCCAUUGUUUCAUACGACACACCGCCCAUUGCCCUACGGCCUAACAGUGUUGUACGUGCCGUCACGGGUUCGAUGCGAGUACUCGCGCGUGGCUACUUACAUUUGUGGGCGCAGUGUGGCAUUAGCCGCAUCGCCGUGAUCUCGGACCGUACGUCUUACUCGCGCGACCUGAUGGCGAUAUUAAGCGAAAACAAUCUGAACAUUCGACACGUGAACGUCUCCUCCGGGGAGAGUAUCACACUCGCCCUGCGAGAGUUUCGAGCGGCGGACGCACGUGCAUUUUUUGUGAACGCGAAAGCGGACAUAGCCGCCGAAGUGUUGUGCGCCGCUAGGGAGGCCGGCAUGAGUGCCGAGCACGAGUACCUGUGGUGGGUGCGCGAGUGGCGGCGGGCCGGCGCCUGCGGGCCCUCGGCGGCGCUGAGCCUGGGCCUGAGCUGGCGCGGCGCGGACGGCGCCGAGCGGUGGCCAGCGGGGCCCGCAGGGGCGGAGGGGGCGCCGGGGGCGGUGCGCCGCGCGCUCGACUCGCGCUGGCCGCGCCGCGCCUGGCCGCCCCUCGCCACACCCCUGGCGGACGCCGUCCUGCUGCUCGCGCAGACCCUGGCGAGUUACAUCGAACGCAACCCCGAGAACAUCGAUGACCGACACCUCUUUGGAGACGCCAAG
This is a messenger RNA of Iphiclides podalirius (scarce swallowtail), 2004 nucleotides long. The record is from the annotation of a GenBank genome assembly. Lineage: Eukaryota; Metazoa; Arthropoda; Insecta; Lepidoptera; Papilionidae.